Molecule: messenger RNA, 1308 nt
Organism: Aspergillus mulundensis
Lineage: Eukaryota; Fungi; Ascomycota; Eurotiomycetes; Eurotiales; Aspergillaceae
Product: M20 family dipeptidase
Exons: 2
Coding region: 1-1308 (435 amino acids)
Biological process (GO): proteolysis
Molecular function (GO): metallodipeptidase activity
Source: RefSeq, a predicted model, not a curated record
AUGGCGGAGUUCCUUGCCUCGGAGCUCAAAGCCCUGGGAGCUGAGGUACAACAAAGGCCUCUGGGAAAACAGCCCGGAAAAGAGCAUCUUGACCUUCCUCCAGUAGUCAUAGCCAGGUACGGGAAUGACAAAAAUAAGAGAACCAUUCUAGUUUACGGUCAUUACGAUGUGCAGCCCGCUUUGAAGGAAGACGGCUGGGCUACGGAACCCUUUGAGCUCACCGUUGACGACAAAGGGAGGAUGUUUGGUCGCGGAAGCACCGAUGACAAAGGUCCAGUUCUGGGCUGGCUGAAUGUGAUUGAGGCUCACAAGAAGGCCGGCGUUGACCUACCUGUCAACCUCCUCUGCUGCUUUGAAGGCAUGGAGGAGUAUGGCUCUGAGGGUCUGGAAGAGUUCAUUCAUUCAGAGAGCAAGGGUUUCUUCAAAGACGCAGAUGCUGUGUGCAUAUCAGACAACUACUGGCUGGGGACCGAGAAGCCCUGCCUGACCUACGGCCUACGAGGAUGCAAUUAUUACUCCGUCAGCGUCUCAGGUCCUGCCCAGGAUCUCCAUAGCGGUGUCUUUGGCGGUUCCGCGCAUGAGCCGAUGACAGAUCUUGUUAACGUUCUGUCCAAACUUGUGGAUUCUCAAGGCAACAUUCUGAUCCCUGGUAUCAUGGACCUCGUCGAGCCGGUCACGGAGGAAGAGAAGUCUCUAUACACCAACAUAAGUUACACAAUGGAGAACCUUCACGAGUCACUGGGAAGCCAAACCGGAAUUCAUCCAACCAAGGAACGUACUCUCAUGGCUCGCUGGAGGUUCCCAUCCUUAUCUAUUCACGGCGUUGAGGGCGCAUACUCCGCUCCCGGAGCCAAGACCGUCAUCCCAGCAAAGGUCAUUGGCAAGUUCUCCAUUCGAACUGUACCCAACAUGGAGAGCGCGGAUGUGAACAAGCUUGUCUUUGAUUAUAUCAAGUCUGAGUUCUCUAAGCUGAACAGCAAGAACACGUUGGAUGUUUGGCUACAGCAUGACGGAAAAUGGUGGGUGGCCAGCCCUAAGCACUGGAACUUUGCGGCUGCCAGCAAAGCUGUGAAGCAAGUGUUUAGUGUAGAGCCGGAUAUGACUCGAGAGGGAGGAAGUAUUCCGAUCACUUUGACUUUCGAAGAGGCAACGGGUAAGAAUGUUUUGCUCCUACCGAUGGGAAGCUCAACCGAUGCCGCGCAUUCUAUUAAUGAGAAACUUGACAAGAGGAAUUAUAUUGAAGGAAUUAAGUUGCUUGGUGCUUAUCUGCAUUAUGUUGCAGAGGAGCCCACAGAUACAGCAGCUUAG